ACAGUAGUUUAUAAAUCGAAAGUGUGUGAAAUGGAGUGUAGAAAGAAAGAUGUUUUUUACACGAAUCAUUUUUGAAAAUCAAAAUUGAUAAAAUUGAAUUAUCUUCACUGCUAAUUAUUUUAGUGGGAUGAAGAAGAUUCUAAAUAUAAGACCUAGAUUAACGCAUAAUCAUGGUGCAUCAAAAACGAAAUAUUCCGAAAGGCAUUGGAGGGUGGCGAUGGCGAUGAGCGGCGCGAUGGACAGCUGCGGCCGGUGUAUGAAGGUUUCCCUGGUCGCCAUUAAUGUUGUCACAUUUUUAGGUGGUCUGCUAGCAGUAGCGAUAGGAGCAUGGAUUUGGACGUCCCGGUCUUUCUCGAGCACGCUCAUGAGCAAUAACAUGUUUAUUGCUUCUGUGGUCGUGGUCGUGGCUAUGGGCGCCGCCAUCAUGCUGCUGUCCUUCCUUGGCUGCUGCGGCGCCGCUAAAGAAGUCAAGUGCAUGCUGUUGACGUAUUAUAUCCUGGUAUUCAUAAUCUUCGUCGCAAUGCUAGUUGGCGGGAUCCUUUUAUUCGUGUUCCGGGAGAAGGUCCUCUCAACACUGGACCGGGAGAUGCACGCGUCUAUUCCUAACUAUGGAGUGAAGCACGAAUACACCAAGGCGUGGGACGACACACAGACGUAUCUGCAGUGCUGUGGGGUUAAGAGUCAUAACGACUGGAACGGCAAUGUUCCUGAGAGCUGCUGUAAGGAGCUGUACCCGGGCAAGCGACUGGACUGCAAAUAUUCGCCAAACCCGACCACGAUGCACAUGGACGGUUGUCUCAACAAGACCAUCGACUUGCUUCGCGAAGACGCCGCGUAUGUCGGCGCAGUAGCUAUUAUUGUAGCCUUGGUUAUGGUAUUGGCGUUAAUCUUCUCUUGUGGAUUAUUCGUGAAAAUAGAGUGACAGAAAAAGACUUUUUUGUUGAUUAAGUAUUUUGACUGUAAUUAGGAUAACUUCGGUUAAUUGGAUGUUUCGCGUUGAACGUGCGCAAUACAUUUUUAAUUUAUUUCUCAAAUUAAGGAGCAAAUAAAAUAAAAUGAUUUGUU
Molecule: messenger RNA, 1065 nt
Organism: Colias croceus (clouded yellow)
Lineage: Eukaryota; Metazoa; Arthropoda; Insecta; Lepidoptera; Pieridae
Product: leukocyte surface antigen CD53-like
Exons: 6
Coding region: 128-922 (264 amino acids)
Cellular component (GO): membrane
Source: RefSeq, a predicted model, not a curated record